This is a messenger RNA of Bacillus rossius redtenbacheri, 1766 nucleotides long. RefSeq names its product pancreatic lipase-related protein 2-like. The transcript has 11 exons. The coding region runs from base 58 to 1632 and encodes 524 amino acids. NCBI's taxonomy places the organism in Eukaryota, Metazoa, Arthropoda, Insecta, Phasmatodea, Bacillidae. The record is from RefSeq and is a predicted model, not a curated record. Gene Ontology annotation, molecular function: triacylglycerol lipase activity. Gene Ontology annotation, biological process: lipid catabolic process.
GCCGCGGGCCGGCGCGGCGAGUCAGAUCCGGACGCGCACCCGUACAGGACACGAGAGAUGCUGCUCGCUGCUGUCUGCUUGCUGCUGCUGUGGCAGGCGGCCGUGCUGCGGCCUCUGAGAGCCGCGCCGGACGGCGAGAACAUGACCGUGUGUUACGAGCCGUACGGAUGCUUCGACAACUUCUACCCUUGGCGCGACGUGAACCGGCCAAUCAGCUACCUGCCCGAGGACCCCGAGAAGAUCCAUGCCAACUUCUGUCUCCUCACGAGGAGGAACAGCAACAGGUGUCAGUAUCUCUCGGCGAGCGACCCCAACACACUCUACCGGGCGAACGUGAACCAGCACGACUUCACCUACGUCAUAUGCCACGGCUACGUCGAGAACGGACGGAAAUCCUGGAUCAAGGCGCUGGCGGGCGAGCUGCUGAAGAACAGGGAUGCCAACGUGAUCCUGGUGGACUGGGGCGAGGGCGCGAAGCCGCCCUACACGCAGGCCGUGGCCAACACCAGGCUGGUGGGCGCCGUGCUGGCCCAGCUGCUCGCCAGCCUCCGGAUCGUGGGCGUCAGCAGCAGCGCAGUGCACUUCAUCGGCCACAGCCUGGGGGCACACAUCGGCGGGUACGCCGGCCUCAGACUGCAGACUCAGCACGACCUCAGGCUGGGCAGGAUCACAGGUCUGGACCCGGCGGCCCCGCACUUCGCCGGCACGGCCCCGGAGGUGCGCCUCGACCCCAGCGACGCCGACUUCGUGGACGUCAUCCACUCCGACACCUCCAAGUUCAUCACCGGCGGUUUCGGCAUGAGCGAGCCGUGCGGACACGUGGACUUCUACCCGAACGGCGGCGAGAACCAGCCGGGCUGCGACGAGAGCAUCGGCUCCUACUUCAACCUGGGCGCCGGCUUCGUGGAAGGCAUCCGCCGGCUGAUCGGCUGCAACCACAUCCGCAGCUACGAGUACUUCACGGAGUCGGUGAACCCGUGCGCCAAUUGCUCCUUCCUGGCGGCGGAGUGCGGCAGCUGGGAGGAGUACCGGGCCGGCGGGUGCUUCCCCGGCCCCCGCGGGGGCGGCGAGGCGCCCAUGGGCCUUCGCGCCGACGCGUGGCUGCGGGGGCGGGACCUGCCGCCUCCGCGGCGGGGAGUCAAGCUGUUCCUCGCGACGGGGGGCUCGCCGCCGUACUGCAGGUCGCAGUACCUGGUGCGCUUCCAAGUGUCCUGCUCGGAGCGCAGCGUGAAGCACAACGGCGAGGUGGGCGUGCUUCGGCUCACCGUCCACGGAGACAGCGGCAACACCGCCAGCAUCCGCCUCUUCGAGACGGGCCAGUACUUCGCGCCGGGCUCCGCGCACCAGGUGCUGGUGCCCGCCGGCUAUGUCGGCAACAUCACGGCGCUGACGCUGGAGUGGGAGUACCAGACGUCCUUGUUCAACCUGCUGUCGUGGCGCAUCAUCACCACGCCGCGCAUCUACAUCGACUGGCUGUCCGUCGAGAGCCUCGGGCCGCACCGCUCCAGCUUGAAGGUGUGUCCCCCGGAGGACACGGCCCUCAUCGCCCAGAUACCCGCCAAGCUGUCCGGCUGCUCCAGGGAGACCCGGGACUGCCGCAGGAGCAGGGACGGCAUCAGCUACCGGCCAUGACGACCCCGUCUCUCCUGGGACACCGUUCCUUUGUUUGUUUUUUUGUUUUUUUACACUGCGCCAUUCUUACUUGUGUACAAAGACUGACUGAUUUGUCGUAUUUAUUUUUUGUAAAUAAACUUUUUUUCCAUUUA